This is a messenger RNA of Photinus pyralis (common eastern firefly), 1877 nucleotides long. Its product is annotated as 4-coumarate--CoA ligase 1-like. The record is from RefSeq and is a predicted model, not a curated record. The transcript has 7 exons. NCBI's taxonomy places the organism in Eukaryota, Metazoa, Arthropoda, Insecta, Coleoptera, Lampyridae. Gene Ontology annotation, molecular function: long-chain fatty acid-CoA ligase activity. Gene Ontology annotation, biological process: long-chain fatty acid metabolic process; fatty-acyl-CoA biosynthetic process. Bases 132 to 1808 code for a protein of 558 amino acids. Gene Ontology annotation, cellular component: mitochondrion.
GCUUUAGCAAACAACAUUAAUUGCUAAUUUACAAACAAUUACAGCCGACGGAAAAUACAUCUAUGGGAAAGUAAAGAGUAAAACUGAAGCAGUUGUGAGAGAGCAAUCAAUUGUAAAACCAGUUCUUCGACAUGGCACUAACAAAAGUAACGCAUUUAAAAAAAUUGUUAGCAUUACGUGAGCGAGGGAAAGAGUGGAGAAGUUUUUCUAGUAAAAUAAUUUACUCCAAAGUAAGCAAUGUGGAAGUUCCAAAAUUGUCAAUCAACGAUUACGUUUGGAAAGACUUGGAUAAGUGGAGUGACAAAAUUGCUAUGGAAUGCGCUGAAACGGGGCGUAGUUAUUCGUACGCAGACGUCUACAAAAAAUCCAACAAGGUAGCAAACUUUUUGGCAAAUUUUCCUGGGCUAAGCGAAGGUGAUGUAAUUGCAACAAUGCUUCCCAAUGUACCCGAAUACGCAAUCAUUUUUCUUGGAGCAGUACAAGCAGGUUACAAAAUAACAAGCUUGAAUCCGGUAUACACGAGAGAUGAACUACUUCACUGCAUCGGAAUAUCAAAACCAAAGUUAAUUUUUACUUUAACGGAUUUAUGGUCACACAUUUACCGUGUAACGGAGAGGUCCAAAGUACCUAUUGUUGUUAUGAAUCAUACAGAGGAAGUAAUGGAUAUACCAGCAGGUGCUAUUAAAUUGAGCGAAGUUUUUGAAAACACUAGCCCCUCUCAAAACCGAACACGAGAUUGGAAUGAUGUAAUUUAUCUACCCUACUCAAGUGGCACUACAGGCUUAUUUAAGUGCAUAGAAUUAACCAAUGCAAACAUUGUUUCAAGUGUACAUCACAAUACCGUACCAGAAUUUAAGAUGACAGCACCUACAGAUGCUAUGAAUCAAGAUAUGUAUCCUGCUAUACUACCAAUAUCUCACAUUUCUGGAACUCUGCCAAUGUUUUGUAAUAUGUCCUGGGGUUGCAAAGCAAUUACAUUUUCAAAGGUUACAACACAAUUAUUCUUAAAAGCCCUGCAAAAUACGAGCUUUACACAUUGCUAUCUAGUGCCGUCUUUGAUACAAAUGCUGGCAAGCCAACCAUGUAUAAAACCCGAACACUUAGCAAGAAUGAGGUCCAUACAAGUAGGUGGCGCUCCAUUGGACGUUAGACACGUGCAAACCUUAACCGAAAAACUUAACGGCAAGAUGUGCAUAUAUCAGGUAUAUGGUUUAUCGGAAGGAACAGGCGGAACACAUUUCCAGACACCACAUAUUCCAGGUGGCGUGAAAAUUGGAAGUUGUGGUCUUAGCGGCCCAAAUACCGAAUUUAGAAUUCAGAACGCUGACGGUGAAAUGCUCGGAAGUAACGAAAGUGGUACGAUUUAUCUGCGUGGUUUGCAGAUCUUUAAAGGUUAUCUCAAUGAUGCGGAAGCUACACAAUCCACGCUGGAUUCCGAGGGCUGGUUAAAUACAGGUGAUGUAGGUCACUACGACGAAGAUGGCCAUUUAUUCGUAACCAGCCGAUUGAAAGAACUGAUUAAGGUAAAAGGUUUUCAAGUUGCACCGGCCGAGAUUGAGGCCAUUUUGCGUAGUCAUCCCGAUGUUAGUGAUGCAUUAGUGGUGGGAAUACCACACCAACGCUUUGGAGAGGUUCCAAAAGCUUUCAUUGUAACUAAGUCGCCAAGUUCAGUCAAUCUAAAGAAUAUAGAAGAGUUCGUUGCGAGUAAAGUUGCGAGGCAUAAGCACUUACUAGGUGGGAUUGUCGUAACUGAAAAUAUACCUAGAACAGCGCUUGGUAAACUUUUGCGAAGGAAAGGUACAGAAUGACGAAGAACUGACCAGACCUGGUCACAGUAGUUCCAGAAAAUAAAGUAAUUGCUAAAAGUCUAAACUGAA